GUGUGUCGUUCGGCCAUGUUACAGCUCGUUGUUGUGAAGAGGUUGCUAAAGAUACGAAUUUUUGAUAUUUAUUUCGGUGAUUCUAUUGACAAUAUUUUUAUGUGCUGAACAUUAUAAAUCAUAAAAAUGUUUUGUUUCUCCAGUGCCAAAAAUACUUACUCAUGAAAAGUUUUACGCAAGGUUACAUCUGCCAUCUCUGUUGUAUGAUGUCUUGAACAAUUCUUAGUUUUGGCUUCACAGUAACUUUAUCUCUGAAAUAAAAAAAAUUAAACAUACGCAAAAUGUGUUAAAACGGCUUAUAAAAAUUAGGUUUAUUAAACAAAUGCUUAGUUAAGGAAGUCAGGAUGGAACUUAUUUUACUUUUAUGUCUUGUUUCGUGCGGACUCGCUUACGAUAAAGCAUCUUUCUACGGUGCAAGUUACAUCUCGUACCCUCUUCAGGAGGCAAAAGGAGUGACGGAUAUAAGUUUUCGUUUCCGUACUCACCUCUCUGAUGCCCUUUUGCUGCUCGCUGCGGGAAAAAUAGAUUACUGUAUGAUUCGCUUGGAGAGCGGCAGGCUGAUACUCCACAUCAACUUGGGUGCUGGCGAGAGUGAGCUCUCUUCCCCCAAAGGCGCCUACCUCAACGACACGAAAUGGCAUCACGUCAGCAUUAUAAGGAGGGAAGCCAAUCUCACCAUGAAGAUCGACGAUAACAUCGUGAAGAAGAGGCUGCCGGGACGUUUCUUUGAACUGAAUAUACACUUUGGGAUUUUCCUUGGCGGUCAAGGCGAUUUCUCCGAACUGUUUUUGGGUCACAUGGAAAACUUCCGCGGCUGUAUGGAGGACGUGUACUACAACGGCGUUAAGAUAAUCGAGAAGGCCCGCAGCCGCACGGGUUCCGUCCACGUGGAGGGAGUCACCUGGAACUGUGCUCCGGAAUUCGACGCCGACAUCAACGCCGAUAUCAGCUUCAUAGACGAGGGAGCGUAUCUGAUCCUGCCCAAGAUAAACUCGAGAGCUGGUGGAAGGUGGCAGAUCGAGUUCAAAACAAUAAAUCGGAAUGCUGUGGUGCUCUACAAUUCCGGUGGCGGCCGCGGCUCGGACUUCUUGGCCGUGGAGAUCCUGGAAGGCAUCGUGAGGGUUAAGAUGGCCAGGGGACAGAUAGUCCACACGCAACGGGUUAACGACGGCCAGUGGCACAAGUUGCAUCUUCUCUUCAACCCCUCGCUGAUAGAGCUAUCGGUGGAUAAUGUAGCCAUGUCUACGAGAAUCGAGAACGGCGGCACCAGGUACUUGGAUCUAUCCGACUCUUUCUACCUCGGCGGGAUAGAGAGUGAGAAGAGACAGAGGGCAUUCGCGAAGGGUGUCAAAGCCGCGGAUUCUAGUAUUAUGGGUUGCGUAAAACCAAUCGAAGUGGACGACAAGAUCUUCGGGCUGCCCAACGCGCUAGUGACGUACGGGGUGAGCCCCAAGUGCGUUUGGUGGUACCCCUGCCACUCUAGCCCUGGAAGUCCACCGUGCGUUCCAAACGCAACCUGCGAACAGCACGGCGUCAACGACUUUACGUGCAAGUGUGAUAGCGAUCUCUGCAUCAAUCCUGAUUACGCUGAGAAGUAUAAGGUGUUCUCCAAAUCCAGCAGCGAGCUCGAACUGGUAGCGCUCUAUCCCCUAACGGUGCAAGAAGGUGGCGUCUCAGUCAUCACGACACAGAACAUAGACGUGGUGUUGGACCACCACAAAUACGGGGUUAGACCCUCGGGGGUGCUACUCCACGUAGCCCAGUCGCCGCAGCACGGGAAGAUCGCUGUGGACCUUUCGCUUCAGCGGAAUCCACCACAGUACACCAAUCAUAUCGACGGAGAGAAGUCGAAGCAGACUUUCACGCUGAUGGAUCUUUCUAGAGACAAGGUCCGUUACGUCCACGACGGCUCGGAGAAUCACCAGGACGCGAUAGUGCUGGAGAUGGAACUCAUACCGGAAGCGAAGUUCACCCUGCCCAGCUACCUGCAGGGCCGCAACACGUUCGUGCUUCACGUCAACGUCACACCGGUCAACGAUCCGCCCGUACUCAACUUGCUGCCCGGCAAGGUUUUGCGACUCACUCAGGGUACAAGGAAAGUGAUAACAUCUGACAUAUUGAAAGCGGAGGAUCCAGAUACGCCGCCAGAAGAUCUGCUAUACACUGUGUUACAUGGCAAGAGCGAAGCUAAUAGUGGCCACAUCGAAAUCUCAGGGCAGCCAGUGGACUCUUUUACCCAGCAAGACAUUAACACUGGUGUUAUAUCGUUCGUGCACGGAACGACAGGCGACAAGACACUGAACAAAACGUCGCUGCGACUGACGUUACAGGUAUCAGACGGCAUAGAGACGAGCGGUCCCGGCGUGUUGCGGAUAUCGGUGGUACCGCUCCAAGUGCGUCUAGUUAACAACACGGGAUUGGUGCUAGUUCAUAACUCGUACGCCAUCAUCAACUCAGACAACCUCACGUUUACUACGAACGCUGAUGAGACGAACGUACAAGUUAAAUACGAUAUAGUGAAACCACCGCAAUUCGGUGUGGUCGAACGAUUGCGAGUAUUGGACGGUACUUGGCAAACCGUUGACUCUUUCACCAGUGAGAUGAUUGCUUUCGGCAGGGUGCGGUAUAUGCAUCUGUUGGGUAACCCUACUCAUGAUGAAUUUAAGUUCAAAGCAUCAGUUGGAACGAUACGAACGAACACGCUAUACGACUUUCGACUGACUUUCAUAAAACUCGAGUUAUAUCAGGCGAAAAACGAAGAAUUACUACUGAAUAAUACGAGAGAAGCCUUCAUAUCUUCCGAACAUUUGAAAUACCAAACACGACCAUUGGUUCUUACGAGCGAGCGAAUACAGUACACGUUAGUAAAACCACCGAAAUACGGCAUACUCCAUUUAUCGACUGGAAAACAUCAUCUGCAAAUGUAUAGCGGAUUUACUCAACAACACAUAGAUCUUGAUCAACUAUGGUACAGGCUCCACAGAAGAGCGUACUCUCAUAUUCAAGACGAAUUCACUUUUAUCGUAAGCGCAUCGGAGUGCGAAAAUGUUACGGGCGUAAUGACUAUCAGACAUAUCCCAGGAACGACUAUUUCUGGCUACAACACUGGCAGACUUACUACAAAAUUGGAGAGACUACAAGUAGUCGAAGGUUCUAGAAUGGCGAUACCAGUUACUCAUCUAAACUUUCGAACCGACGUCGUUACUAAUCUAGUAUUCAACAUCACCCAUCUACCAAAACACGGAAAAAUCGAAGUCAUAACGGAUUCUUUACAGAUAUUAAGAGAAAACACAACUUAUUUCACGCUCCAAGAAUUAAACUCGGACAGGGUGUACUACGCUCACGAUGAUUCCGAAAGCAAACACGACUCGUUUCAUUUCAUGGCUUUAAGUCCCGAACCGGAGGACUUUCAAUACGUCGGCAUAUUUCACAUCGAUAUUAUACUCAAGAACGAUAAUAGCCCGGUGAGAUCUGUUGACAGAGUGUUUCAUAUUGUACACGGAGGAGCUAGGCUAAUAACGGCUCGCGAUCUGAGCUACAGCGACGCAGAUUUAGACACUAAGCCCUCGGAUAUUGUGUACACCGUCCAAAGAUUUACUAAAGACCCUCCCAACGGGGGAAUAUUUAGGUCGGACAACCCUUCCGAGCAGAUUGCUCAGUUUUCGCAGGACGAUAUCAAUAAAAAUCUGGUGUUGUUCAAACAUCAAGGGAAAGAGUAUGGUAAGAUGGCGUUUUGGAUAUCCGAUGGCUUGUUUGAUGUGAACGGAAAUUUGGAAAUACAAGCGUCGCCGCCGUUUAUAAGAAUGAAUCCAAGCAAUGGUUCUAUAGUGGAAAACGGAAAAUCUGUCGUGAUAACGAAUAAAGAUAUGCUGGUGGACACAAACAUGAACUGCUUGGAGGAGGAUAUUCGAUACGAAGUGACUCAAGAGCCGAAACAGGGGACUAUAGAAGUGGGUAACGCACCGAUAUACACAUUCACACAGUUAGAUAUAGCGGCGGGCAGAGUUGUGUAUAAACACAGAGAUCCGAAGACUGCGACUGAUGCUUUUAGGUUCAAAGUGAUGUGCUUAGAAGCGUGGGGCGAGGGUAUCUACCCCAUCAAGAUAUACCCGUCUAGCUACUGGGAGCCCUUGAUGGUGAAUACCAAUAAACCAGUCGUUGUGGAGGAGUCCACUAGUGUUAACAUCACUAAGGAUAUUUUGGAGGUAAUGCAUCCACAAAUCGAACCUUCAAACAUAAUCUACCAAAUAACGGAGGGGCCAUACUACGGAUGGAUCGAAAUCUCCUCAACGCCCGGUUCUGUGGAAAUGGACAAUUAUAACGAGGAACCCGUGCACACAAAAGUUUUCGAUCAGUCCAUAAUUAACUCCAAUCGGCUCGUCUACGUCCAAUCGGGCGUCAAUCGGACCAGAGACAAAAUCAAAAUGGACGUCACCAACGGCAUAGUUUGGUUGCGCGAUUUGGAACUUACUGUGGUCAUAAUACCCGAACACUUCUACAUAGCGACGCAAAAUCUGUCAGUUAUAGAAGGACAGGCCGUCAGUAUCACACCAGAAGUAUUCAAGACCGUAACUGAGUAUUACAAAGGCAAAGUCAUGUCUUACAAGUUGAUAUCGAAACCGAAGUUUGGCAAAAUUGCUGUGGGCGAUCAAGAAUUGAAUCUGUUGCCGGUUUUGAAGCUCAAUACUGGAAAUAUACAGUACGUAAACGACGGUUCAGAAGAAACCCUCGAUUCAUUCAGUCUGGUGGCUAUGACUGAAAGCGGUAAGGAGAGCGAACCGUUUACGAUAUGGGUUGACAUUGCAUCUGUGAACGAUGAACCGCCUAUCGUCGCCGCGAAUACUGGCCUAUGUGUGUGGGAAGGCGGGACUUUUACCUUCACUAGGAACGAGCUGUAUGUAAACGACAUCGACACGCCAUUAGAGAACGUGACGAUAAUAGUAUCGGACAUCGUGUCUGGUUACAUCGCUAUGAAGGCUGACGUCGAAACACCAGUCGAGCAUUUCACACAAGCCGAUAUUGACAGGAGGGAUGUUUUAUUCGUGCAUAAGAAUGGAACAAAAGGCAAGAUGAUAUUCAACGUAACAGACGGACUUCACGAACUUUCUAAAAUAACUUUUCUAAUAACAACAAAAUCUGUGACACUCAAGCUGGCCAGGAAACAUACGCUACGUGUAUUUCCGUUGAUGAGAGAACCACUCAAUAAUUACUUCCUAAUGGCGAAAUGCUCGGAUUACAGUCGAACUAUAACUUUCAUAGUAGAUAGAGCACCAACAUUGGGUAGACUUAUAAUGCUGAACGGUGAUAAUCAUCAUAGAACAGUCAAGCAGUUCACACAAUAUGAUAUAAAUAAUACUUUAGUUUACUAUGAGCAUACGCAUCCGUUCUCCGAUCUGCAUACGAACGAUUCUUUCAUAUUCAGCGUAGAAGCUUCUAGAGCUAAAUCAGUAACAGAUCAAGUAUUCAAUAUCGAUAUAUCCGUCUCCUCGGGUGGUUUGUCGAAAUACGUCAAUGUUCCAGUGACUAAAGUACAAGAAGGGGGUAAGAUACCGAUUGUUGUUAACGUCACCAACGUUAUAGUGUAUUUGGAAACUCAGGCGGGGGUUAGACAACCACAAUUGGAAGGUCAGUGGUCGCAACCCAGUCAUGGUGAACUUCAACCUUUUAUAUCAUCGCUGACUCAAGCCCAAAUGGAGAAUGGGGUUGUCAAUUACCAGCAUGAUGAUACAGACACUCUACAAGAUAGAAUAGAUAUGUCCCUAUAUUUGCUACCUGAUUAUGUGCUACUUUGUAAUGUGACGAUACCAAUUACAAUCAUACCAGUCAACGAUCAACCAUUUAGACUGCUCACUGAUUCGCCCCAAAUUCAAGUUGUCCAAGGAGACAACUAUACUAUCACAAAGAAAGAUCUUUCGACUGAAGAUUUAGAUACUCCACCAAAGGAUAUUCUAUACGACAUUAUAAGUGGUCCUACUCAAGGUAGACUGGUUAUGCUAGAUGUAAACCAAACAUUAGAUACAGCUCUAUCCAUAAACAAAUUCACCCAAGAAGAUGUUAACGAUGGAAAAAUUGUGUACGAACAUUCUGGAAUUUUACAAACUGCUACUUUCUAUUUUCGAGUAUGGGAUGGACAAUUUAAGCCUACGUAUACAGUAUUCACUAUAGACGUAGUACCUGUUAUACUUAAUGCAACUUCUUCGCAUCCUAUAAGCUUACAGCAGGGUUCAAACGUCGCAACUCUUACGACUGACCAAAUUUUACUUGAAACUAAUGCUAAAAAUACUAAAGUGUGGUACAAUAUUACUCGACAACCACUCCAUGGUAUGAUAUAUUUGGGAAGAAAUCCAGUAACAUACUUCUCACAUAAGGAUUUGAUUAACAAAGUCGUAAUUUAUAUGCAAAAUGAUAUGACGGUUGCGAACGAUAGUUUUGAUCUAAUAGGUUACGUAAACACUAGCAAUGCAACAUCUCCAUUCACGAUAGAAGUUAUAGUGGAGCCAUUGAUGGUGCUAGGCGAUCUAAAAGUUGACGCAGAGAAAGUCAGACUAACAGUUAGCAAUUUGGAUGCAACUGAACUAGCUAAGCUGACCGCUAGCGUUCCCGUGUAUACAAUAAUAGAGAAACCAAAAUAUGGUGUAUUGAAGAAGAUAAUUCGCAGUUCGGGAGAGAAAACUAGUGCUCGAGAAAGGGAAGUGACUUAUUUUACCCACGAGGAUGUUAAGGCUGGUGUCAUCUACUAUGUGAUCAAAAGGAAUGCACCAGAUAUCGGUGUGGAAGAUAGUUUUAGGUUUCUACUAGCGGCGACUAUAUUCCAACCAGCGUCUGGGGAAGUGAAGAUAUUCAUUGGAGGGAAGCUAAGAAAGAGUCUCCCGGGACCUAACGAUCCGGAGAGUCAUGAAGGGAACCCGGUUGCUAAUGGCGAAUCUCCCUCCUACUAUAUGAUGGUGCUGAUGGCAAUAUCAGGGAUAUUCCUAGCGGUGAUAGUCGUGUUUGGUCUACUGAAGUGUCGUCAGCACUUCAUUAGAGAUCAGAACGCUAUGGUUAAGAUACACGGACAGAGCCAGGGAGCGGUCGCUCCUAUACCUUUACCACGACCGCCGGAUCAUUUGAUGCCGUCGCCUACCCAAGCGACGCCACCUAUCAAGAGGUACGUGUCAUCAGACCAGUCCGUGCACACAGGCGCGAGUACGCCGCUGCCAUCUGGCGGCAGUGUGACAUGCAAAGUGACGCCGCUCGACGGUGCGCCGGAUCUCAACGCGCGGUACCCGUACGGCGCUGAGGAUCAUACUGAUGCUGAAGACUGGAGCAGUUACGAGGCGAGCGAGACCGCGUACCCCAUCAGGACGCAAGGGGUAACCCCCACGAACCCCAUGCUCAGACGGAACCAGUACUGGGUCUGACCAAAGGACACGCACUCGUUGCCUCGGGUGGCUAAAAAAGUUUCAGUUACCCUACCCGAAGAGCACGAAAACUUUGCGACUCUCAACCCGAGGUUACACACUCGUCGAGGUGUCGACUUAGUUCCUACGCCGUUUCUACUCAGCAACUACAAAAUAAAAUACCCAAGCUGCGAGGUAACUCUGUAGAUGUGCAACGUUACACAAAAACAUGGUUAAAUAAUUAUUAUUAAUGUUGGAUGCCAAAGCGUAUACGCAAAUGCGUACAAAAAUGCGUGCGUGUAUGCGUAUAAUACGGUAGUGCGUACAUGCUCGCGUGCGUGUGCGAGUAUUACGUAUCAGUGUGAGUGCGUGUGUGCGUAAGUGCGCAUACGAUUACGUGUGUUUGCUUUUAUUCUGGGACGCUCAUACAUACUUAUUGUUUCAAUCAUGCAGGAAUAUAUUUUAUCACAGAUAUCAUUUAAGAUAAAAGACGAAUCUCUGAAAUGUGCUGCCGAGUACUAAUAAUUAUAUUGUUAUUUUAUAUUCUCGUGUGAUCGAAACUAAAGUGUAACAAAAUAGCACUGUAAAAUAUUGUAAAAUAUACAGAUUUUCUAAUGGAUGACUACUACUGACUAGUAUUGGACAACGAUCAUUCCCUAUAGCAUAGUUACGAUUCAACAGUAAAAUAGACUAAAUAGAUGUUUGGACAGCGUAUUAGAAGAAUAAGGUAUGCGUCCUAGUGUUGUGCUAAGUCGCAUAAUAUUGUCUUGACCUAUGUUGAUAACAAGAUAUUCAAAAAAAUAUUAUUG
Molecule: messenger RNA, 8188 nt
Organism: Aricia agestis (brown argus)
Lineage: Eukaryota; Metazoa; Arthropoda; Insecta; Lepidoptera; Lycaenidae
Gene: kon
Product: chondroitin sulfate proteoglycan 4
Exons: 25
Coding region: 345-7400 (2351 amino acids)
Source: RefSeq, a predicted model, not a curated record